Messenger RNA from Nematostella vectensis (starlet sea anemone), 2759 nucleotides. RefSeq names its product heat shock protein HSP 90-alpha. The transcript has 6 exons. The coding region runs from base 111 to 2294 and encodes 727 amino acids. Gene Ontology annotation, biological process: protein stabilization; cellular response to heat; protein folding. The record is from RefSeq and is a predicted model, not a curated record. Gene Ontology annotation, cellular component: cytosol; protein-containing complex; plasma membrane. Gene Ontology annotation, molecular function: ATP-dependent protein folding chaperone; ATP hydrolysis activity; ATP binding. NCBI's taxonomy places the organism in Eukaryota, Metazoa, Cnidaria, Anthozoa, Actiniaria, Edwardsiidae.
ACACGUGCUCCGCUGAGUGAAGCGACCAAACGGGCGAUUUUUUCUCACCUGUGAGAGGAAGAGACACUGACCUGCGUUCAUCUCGAAAAAAAAGUCAAAAAAUUGUCACAAUGUCUGACCCAAAUGCAGCGCAAAACAUGGAGGAGGACCAGGACGUGGAAACUUUCGCGUUUCAAGCAGAAAUCGCUCAGUUGAUGAGCUUGAUUAUCAACACUUUCUACUCGAACAAGGAGAUCUUUCUUCGUGAGUUGAUCUCCAACUCUUCUGAUGCCCUAGACAAGAUUCGCUACCUGAGUCUCACAGACCCAAGUGUUCUAGACUCAUGCAAAGACCUCAAGAUCACCCUCAUCCCCAACAAGGAGGAGAACUCCCUCACAAUUCAGGACUCCGGUGUUGGCAUGACCAAGGCUGACUUGGUCAAUAACCUCGGUACCAUUGCCAAGAGUGGAACCAAGACCUUUAUGGAGGCCCUCCAAGCUGGUGCAGAUAUCUCUAUGAUUGGUCAAUUCGGUGUGGGUUUCUACUCAGCUUACCUUGUUGCUGAGAAAGUUGUAGUGACCACCAAGCACAAUGAUGACGAGCAAUACAUUUGGGAGUCAGCUGCUGGUGGCUCCUUCACUGUGAAGCGCGACUCUGGUGAGCCUCUUGGCCGUGGUACCAAGAUUGUCCUGUACCUGAAGGAGGAUCAGACAGAAUACCUAGAAGAGAAGAGGAUCAAGGAGAUUGUCAAGAAACACAGUCAGUUCAUUGGCUAUCCUCUAUCACUCCUGGUGCAGAAGGAGAGAGACAAGGAGGUCAGUGAUGACGAAGAGGAGGAGGAGGAGAAGAAAGAUGAGGAGGAGGAGGAGGAGGAUGGAGAUAAGGACAAGCCAAAGAUUGAAGACAUGGAUGAGGAUGAGGAUAAGAAAGACAAGAAAAAGAAGAAAACCAUCAAGGAGAAGUACACAGAGAUGGAGGAACUCAACAAGACAAAGCCCAUCUGGAUGCGCAAUGCAGAUGAGAUCACCACAGAAGAGUACGGAGAGUUCUACAAGAGCUUGACCAAUGACUGGGAAGAACACCUUGCUGUCAAGCACUUCUCUGUUGAGGGUCAGCUUGAGUUUAGAGCUCUGCUCUUUGUUCCCAAGAGAGCACCUUUCGACCUAUUCGAGUCCAGGAAGAAGAGAAAUAACAUCAAGUUGUAUGUGCGUAGAGUGUUUAUUAUGGACAAUUGUGAGGAUUUGAUCCCAGAGUAUCUUGGUUUUAUCAAGGGUGUUGUUGACUCUGAGGACCUGCCUCUGAACAUUUCUCGUGAGAUGCUCCAGCAAAAUAAGAUCCUUAAGGUUAUUCGUAAAAAUCUGGUCAAGAAAUGUAUGGAACUCUUCAAUGAGAUUGCUGAAGAUCAGGACAACUACAAGAAGUUCUACGAACAGUUUGGCAAGAACCUGAAGCUGGGUAUCCAUGAGGAUAGUGUCAACCGUGCUAAACUUGCUGAUCUCCUGAGAUAUCACAGCUCUUCCUCUGGUGAUGAGCUCACCUCUCUGAAGGAUUAUGUAACUCGAAUGAAGGAAAACCAGAAGGACAUUUACUUUAUCACAGGCGAGAGCAAGGAUCAGGUUUCACACUCUGCAUUUGUGGAGCGUGUGAAGAGCAGAGGCUUUGAGGUGUUGUACAUGGUGGAGCCCAUUGAUGAGUACGCCAUACAGCAACUGAAGGAAUAUGAUGGCAAGAAGCUCGUCAGUGUGACCAAGGAGGGUCUUGAACUCCCCGAAGAUGAGGAUGAGAAAAAAGCUCGAGAGGAGAAGGUUGCCAAGUACGAGGGACUGUGCAAGGUGAUCAAAGAUAUCCUUGACAAAAAGAUUGAAAAGGUAGUCGUCUCAUCCCGUCUGGUGUCGUCACCAUGCUGCAUUGUCACAAGCCAGUUUGGAUGGACAGCAAACAUGGAGAGAAUCAUGAAGGCACAGGCUCUGCGUGACAACAGUACAAUGGGCUACAUGGCUGCCAAGAAGCACUUGGAGAUCAACCCCGACCAUGCUAUCAUGGACUCUCUGCGCAAGAAAGUAGAAGCCGACAAGAAUGACAAGUCCCUCAAGGAUCUGGUUAUGCUGCUGUAUGAAACCUCUCUUCUGACAUCUGGCUUCACCCUGGAAGACCCUCAGGUCCACUCCGGUAGAAUCUACAGGAUGAUUGGUCUUGGGCUUGGCAUUGAUGAGGAGCCAGAGGCUGAAGGUGCUGAUGCUGUAACAGAAGACAUGCCACCCUUGGAGGGCGAUGAUGCAAAUGAUGACGCAUCUAAAAUGGAAGAGGUCGACUAAACACCAUCUACAGCCCAACACCAGGCUGUUUGAAGCUUGUGAAGCCAAAUGCAUUAUUGUAUCGGCUAACUAGGGGAACUGUGCCAAGUCAAACCAGCUUCGUAGUUGCAAUUUGCAUACAAGUGACAUUCAGAUACAUUGAGUAUUCACAUAACAUCACAGAAGUACUACUGAUUUUGCUACUGUGUUUAUUUAACAGAGAUGUUAAUUAAAUAAGAUGAAGUAAAUUGCUUUUGCUUCUGUAGUUUGAGGUAAUCCGUCUGCUUGGGCUAGCUCAUUGUUAUGCUAGUGCCUUGUGACUGUUUGAAGUUUAGUGGAUUGGCUUUAGUGAUCAGCUUUCUCGUAUUAGGGCCAUGUUUGUAUGUAUUGAAGAGACACUUAUGCAACCAUCUACUUUGCUUUCGGGUGAAUGAUUGCUAUGGCAUUCUUGUAUAACAAAAUCGAAAUAAAAUCUUUUUGUUGUGA